This is a messenger RNA of Photinus pyralis (common eastern firefly), 435 nucleotides long. Its product is annotated as ribonuclease P protein subunit p40-like. Gene Ontology annotation, biological process: endonucleolytic cleavage in ITS1 to separate SSU-rRNA from 5.8S rRNA and LSU-rRNA from tricistronic rRNA transcript (SSU-rRNA, 5.8S rRNA, LSU-rRNA); tRNA 3'-end processing; tRNA 5'-leader removal. Lineage: Eukaryota; Metazoa; Arthropoda; Insecta; Coleoptera; Lampyridae. Gene Ontology annotation, molecular function: ribonuclease MRP activity; ribonuclease P activity. The transcript has 3 exons. The coding region runs from base 1 to 435 and encodes 144 amino acids. The record is from RefSeq and is a predicted model, not a curated record. Gene Ontology annotation, cellular component: multimeric ribonuclease P complex; ribonuclease MRP complex.
AUGAUAUCACCUGAAAUAUGGCACUUCAAAGCGCCCAAUUCACUUGUUAAAGUUGAAAAAGGGAACAUAAGCAAGGGCAACUGCUUAAAUAUCGUUCAAAAGCUUCCCUACAACCAUUUAGUGUCAGUUGUUUUACCGGACACUCUCAGAGUACCGCAAAAUUUGUUUGAUUUACUUAAAGCGGAUUGCGAAUAUUACAAAGUAUCGAAUAUUGGUCUAGAGGAGUUGGUCAACAUAAACUUUAUCAAUUCGUUUGUGGGAAAAGGUACGUUGGUAUCGUUAAGUAUAAAUAGAAGGAUUGAUUGCGAGGACUGUGCUUGUGUGACCCCCAAUGGUUUGUUACUGUUAUCAUUAACGAAGGAGAGCUACGAGACUUUGGGUUUGGAAGGAAGAGCGUCUCGUUAUACUGUCAAGCAACGUUAUAGUAAGUUGUGA